This is a messenger RNA of Cavenderia fasciculata, 807 nucleotides long. RefSeq names its product countin2 (gene ctnB). The record is from RefSeq and is a predicted model, not a curated record. The transcript is spliced from 2 exons. NCBI's taxonomy places the organism in Eukaryota, Evosea, Eumycetozoa, Acytosteliales, Cavenderiaceae. The coding region runs from base 1 to 807 and encodes 268 amino acids.
AUGAAUAUUUCAAAAACCAUUUUAUUAUCAAUUAUAUUUGCCAUUUUAUUAUUCAAUGCUGGUAAUAAUGUUUUGGCCAACAACAAUGAUAGACAAGUAGUAGCAAGAUUUGGAGCUGAUACAGUAGAUGUAAAAUCUGAAGGUGCUCCAUUUACCACUUGUAACGAUUGUGUUAGUAUUAUGACUGAUACAAUUGAUGAUCUUAUUGGUAUCCUUAUGAAUUCAGGAGUAAUGGCAUCAUGUAAUGAUUUAUGUUCAAGAUUAUCAAAUCAUUAUGAAAAUAUUGCAUGUAUGUUGACAUGUGUAUAUUUUGGACUGGAAGAGUUUAGCAAUUUGGUACUAGAUGCAGAUCCUGAUCCCAUUUUCAUGUGUGAAGUUAUUGAUGUCUGUCCAGUUAAAAUGACCGCCGCUGGAAACAUUACAAACUUUGAUAUCGUUCCAUCUAGUGGACCAGUCGGAACCACCUUUUACGCCAACAUCAACUAUACCAUCACCAGUGAGAUUGGUACCGGUCAAAUCGUAGCCAACCUCUACGACACUAACAAUUUGGGCUUUGGUUUCUACAAUCUCUUGGUCGACACUGCACCAGGUGACUAUUAUGUCUCUUUUCCAUUCCAAUCUCAACCAUCCGAGAUGGAACCAUUCAACCCUGGUAGUUUUUUGAUCAGUGUAGGUCUCUGUGAAGGUUUCUGUGGUAGUAUUCAUAAAUACACUAUCAUCCUUUCAGUUGUCAACGAUAAUUUUACCAUCUCUUCAAAUACUACAACAAAUCAAAUUGGUCAUACAAUCUAUGAUCUUUCAAUGUAA